Saccostrea cuccullata (small rock oyster) is the source of this 4828-nucleotide messenger RNA. RefSeq names its product zinc finger protein Xfin-like. The transcript has 6 exons. Gene Ontology annotation, molecular function: chromatin insulator sequence binding. Bases 12 to 4544 code for a protein of 1510 amino acids. NCBI's taxonomy places the organism in Eukaryota, Metazoa, Mollusca, Bivalvia, Ostreida, Ostreidae. Gene Ontology annotation, cellular component: chromosome. The record is from RefSeq and is a predicted model, not a curated record. Gene Ontology annotation, biological process: regulation of transcription by RNA polymerase II.
UUUUAGAUUAAAUGGCUUCCAGAAAUGGCAGAAGGAGUCUAAGAACACCAAAACCAAACCAGAAGUAUUCCUCAUAUGUAACAGGAAAGAAGGUCAACAGGUCAGAGGAUGCAGAUUCCGAAGGUCAAAGUUCAUCAGAUUCAGAUGGAGAGGAAGUUGGGGAAAAGUCAUCACCAGACAAGUCAGUAAAUGUGACAGUUGCUACAGCAGAAACAAGCGUAAAAAGAAAGAGGGGCAGGCCAAGAAAGAUACCUCUAUCUAAUGCUUUAAACAGUGGAUCCACCACAGAAAAACAGUCAGGAAGUGAAGAAAAUCUUGGAUCUACCUCAGAAGAUCUUGGUAAAACAUCCACUCCUCAAAAGACCCCAAAGAAAAGAGGGAGGAAAAGAAAACUGAAAUCUGAUCAGGGGGCAUACGACAAAGAUGAGAACAAUCUGGAGAAGAGUUGCAUGUGGGAGUCGGUUCAACCUCAGUUACUGACCCUGGUGAAUAUCCUAAAGGAGGCUGGAAUUGAGGUGUUACUUAUAACUAACUGGCUGAGGGGGUAUACCUUCCAGUAUAACGGCUCAGAGAAGGGGGUCAGGUUCCUGGAGGAGAGGGUGGGGUUCACAGAGGAGUUCCUCAAUCAAGUUCUAAAUAACAGGGGUGAAAUGAUGAAAGAAUCUCAGAAGGGAGAGCACUCCAAGUUUAUCUGGAAGAUUGUGGAAAAACAGCUACAAAGCAUGGUGUCAGACCUGUCUUGUGUUGGCGUGGAGAGUCUGGUGCUCACCUCUGUGAUGGGGAUGGAGGAUUUUGGAUUCACGGGGUCUACUAAAGGGCUUCAGUUCCUCGGAGACCGAGUGGAGCUGAAGAAUCUCUUUGUGGCUUACUGUUCAGAUCAAGAAAUCCCAAAUGCCAAAUUCCAGCAGAAGUCCGUUUUUAUGGACUGGUACCAGUGUUUUGGAGGUGAGCCAUAUGAAGAGGAGUUCUAUGACUCUCAGAACCAUCAAUCCCCCCAGAAGGUCAAGGCUGUCAAACCAGAGGUCAAAAGGAAGAGAGUGGAGACGGCCCUAGCGAUCUCCCCCGAGGUGGAGGAGAAUCCAGUCUGUCCUGUUUGCUUAAAAAAAUUCCAAGAUGUCCAGGAGCUGAAGAAGCAUUAUCCGUCUCAUCUUAAGAAUGAGGAGUUGGAUUGUGAGAUUAGGCAGCAGACUUUCCCAGUAAAUCUUCAACAUCAGACUGAAGCUCAUGAUGAGGAAACUUCUAAAGAGAUGGAAACAGAAAUUGCAAGCGAAGGGAUAGUUGCUGAAAAUAAAAAUGAAGACAUGAAAAAUGAUGGGUUGGAACUUCAUGCUGUUGCAGAUAAUGACUUUCUGGCUGAGGUACAGGGCAUAGGUUUGGAGAGUAGUACACAGGUAGAUGAAUCAGAUUUACCUUAUGAAUUACAAAACAGUGGUGAAGUGAAGGAUGAAACAGAAGGAGCAGAGAAUAUUGAGCAGGCAAUGGAAAAUCUGAAGGAUAAUGCCAAAAGAAAGGUGAAUAUCAAGAGAGAAAAGGGUGAUGACAGUGAAGAUGAGAAUGAAGACAUCAGGGAGGAUUUGAAGGAUGGUAGAAUUAAAUGUCUGUUAUGUGACAAAACCAUGAAGAAUGAACUCAUGUUUCAGAAGCAUGUUGAAUAUCACAAUGCAAGAAAAAGUGUGGAAUGUAAAGUUGAUGGUUGUGUAAAGAAGUUCAAAAGAGCAUGGGAUAUGGAGUAUCACAUGGUCACGAUUCAUGGCUAUGUUAAAAUAGCAGCAGGGAACAUUGUACGGCCAGAGGAUGUACCACCAGGGACAAAACUGAAGAAAGUGAAAAGGAAGAAGAGGAAAGGUGACCCAGAAUCAGAGGAGGAAGAGGAGCCAUUUAAUCCAAUCAAGGCACUGAAAGGAACAGAAUGUCCAGACUGUCAUAUGAAGUUUAAAACACUGGCCAUUCUUAAGAGACACUAUGAGAUACACUUAGGGGAAAAGUCUUUUAUUUGUGAAGUCUGCUCUAAAAGUUUUCUGAGAAAGUAUGACAUGCAUAUUCAUCAGAUGAAAUGUCAUGGAUACAAAAAGUUGGGGAAAGGGAGGGUUGGGCCUCCAGAAGAUGAAAACAAGCCUGAUCAAUUUGAUGUGUCAUUGUUUGGAGAUAGGACUCAUUCUUCUGGAAAGAGGAAAACACCAUUACAUUGUGACUAUUGUGAUGUUGUUUCCCUGAAUUUGACAAAGAAAAUAGCACAUUUAGAGGAAUGUCACUCCCAAGAAAAUCCCUUCAAAUGCCCAGAGUGUGAGUUGACUUUCCCAUUGAAGAGGAAAAUGAAAGUUCAUUGGUACACCAAGCAUGCAGAAAAGAAACACAAAUGCAAUAAAUGUGACAAGACAUUCAUUUUCAAGUUCCAUUUGAGAGAUCACGAACAAAUGUUCCAUAAUGAGAAUGGGUUUUUGUGCACCUUAUGUGGAAAAAGCUUCCAUCUUCUUAGAUACCUGAAGAAACAUGAGCAAAGGCAUGAGGAAGAUUUAGCUUAUGGCAUAGAUCCCAAUGCACCCAAACUCUAUCAAUGCCAGUACUGUAAUGAAGUGUUAACUGGAAUUUCUGCCUACCAGAAUCACAUGAAACAGCACCCUGAUGUGGAGGAUAGAAAAUUUGAGUGCGAUGUCUGCCACAAAAGAUUUUUCCAACAGGGUCAUUUGAAGCGUCAUAUGUAUGUCCACGUAAUGGACAGGAACUAUGACUGCCAGCACUGUGAUAAGAAAUACAAGGAUCCAGAAACUUUGAAGAAACACCUCAUUGCUUUCCACAAUGUAAAAGAGAUGAAACGAAAGAACUAUAGGUGUGAGGAGUGUGACAAAGGUUUCUUAAGCAUGGGACACCUCAGUCGUCACAUGUUGGGACACACGGGAGAAAAGCCAUUCUCCUGUGACAUUUGUGGGAAGAGGUUCACUGAAAAGGCGGGAAAAAUUAACCACGAGCGAAUCCACAGUGGUGAGAGGCCGUUUGUUUGUAAGGUCUGCGGAAGGGCUUUUGUUCAGGCCACUCAUCUCCGUCGCCACAUGUUCCUUCAUUCACAAGUCCGUAAUUUUGUGUGUGGAAUUUGCAAGAAAAGGUACUUUCAGAACGAAGACCUGAAGCGCCAUAUGCUCACCCAUUUGAAUAAGAAAUCGUUUAAGUGCAACAUGUGUGACAAGUCCUACUACCAGUUAAGCAGCUUGAAUCAACACAUGCGCUGUCAUACAGGCAAGAAGUCUUUCCAAUGCAGUGUUUGCAAAGCUUGUUUCUCCCAGAAAAUCACUAUGAUUGUGCACAUGCGCAAACAUACUGGUGAAAAGCCUUUCAAGUGUGACACUUGUGGAAAAUGUUUUAUAAGCAAACGAAUGUGCAAAGAACACAUGGCAACUCAUGAGCAGAAAUACAUUGCCUUCACAUGUUCCAAAUGCGAAAUGGAAUUUCCAAGUGAACAUGAGCUUAAGGAACACGUGUCUGUUGCACACCCUACAGAGAAAAUGGAACAGGUUGUAAAUAUAGUGGUGACAGAAAACCCAUCAUUAAAAUCAGAAAAUACUCUUGAACCGGAAAAGGAGGACGAAGAUGAGGAUGGUGUAUUGAAUACAUGUGACAUUUGUAUGAUGAGUUUUCCAGAUGUUGAAGCUUUGGAAAAACACACAGUGGAAGACCAUAAAAGUGAGAAUGAAAAUGUGUGCGAACUUUGUCUUGGGACGUACGAAAAUCAGGAACAAUUUGCGGAUCAUUUGGUAAAAGAGCACGGACUUAUUGAGAUUGAAGAUGGAUAUUUUGUCCAGCUUCAGUCCGUACCAGUGGAAGAAAUAUCCACAGAUAGUCCAUCGAAGUAUCUGAACACGAAACACAUCACCGAGGAUGAAAUUCACGCGGAGAUCGAUGGAAAACAUAUUAUAAUUCAGAAUGUUGGUGGUCUCAUGAACAGCAAUCAAAAUGCGAUGAAUCCAAAUGUUAUAAGUACUCCAAUAGUUUCGCCUUCUAAGAAAAGCAGCACUGUUCAACUUACUCCUAAAAAGAUGACAACAAUUCAGGAGAAAGAUGGAUCCAUUUUACACAUUGUUUCUCCAUCAUAUGAAAUUCCGGCCACGCAAUCCGAAGGUCCUGUUCUUGGUGAAUUUCCCUCGCAAAUUGAAAACGCAACAGAGCUCCGCCUGAUUGAUGCCUCACAAGUCGUAGACCCAAAUCCCACUGGGCAGGUUAUUAUAGCAACCACAGAUGGUGGUAAAACUUAUUUCACUUUGCCACCUGGAACGCAGACGACAGAUAACAUUCCUAUAGAAACUUCUUCAGACGACAUUUUGCAACAGAUCACGGAAGAAGUGAUAUCCACACAAGAUUUCCAGACUGAAACGGGGAGCGAAAACGUUGAAACUACGCUGUCAGAAAUCGCAUUUGAUCAAGAUGGCGGUAUUUCUGAAUCAACAGCAGCGAACCUGGCAGCUAUGUACGGUACCGAUCGUAUCAUCUACCAAGAAGAGAGAAAUGACGGAACCGAAAUUGUUCACGUGUAUGCAGUGGUUUCCGAUGCUUGAUGCUUUUUGAACGAAAACAGUAUUCCCCUCCCAAGUCCCGUUGAAUUAUUGUGUACUUUUUGAAUAUUUGUAUUCAAUAUUGCAUAAACAUGUUAUUUAUUUUUUGUAUUGUUUUUGUGUCCAAUUGAUUGCUUCGAAAGUAAAGGGAUGAAUAAGCGACAAUUUUGUUCCAAGAUUUUUUUUGCACAGAAGUACAGGGGAGGGGGUGUAAGGAUUUAGGUACACUGUUUUUUGUUAGUAUAGAAUUUUCUAUGCAUCUUGGAUAUAUACAGCGUUGGUGAAAA